AUGUUGACUAAAGACAGCUUCGGUGAUCUACCAGAUCCGAUUGUCUUUCACAUCCUCUCCUAUCUGAACACCAAAGAGGCCUUUCAAACUUGCAUACUCUCCAAAAGAUGGAACAAUCUCACAAACAAUCUUCCAAUCCUAAUUCUAGAUUCCGACCAGUUCGAAUCUCUGGAAAAAUUCGACAGGGAAUUGUCUCAAAUUCUAUCUGUUCGCGAUGAGGACGACGAUUCAAAUUCUGUUCUCGACACUCUAGAUUUGGCCCUCGCCCCAAUUGAUUUCGGUGCCCGUGAUAGUUUCCCGUGGACUGACGUAGUCGUCAAACGCAUGGUAAGGUAUGCCCUAUCACAUAAUGUCCGGCGACUACGAUACCCUAUCACCUGUAAUAAUAUUCCGUUUCCACCUAUAUUUGCAUCUCAAACUUUAUCUUCUCUUGACCUUUCUGUUCCUCGUUGUUUUCGAGAAUUAGGUUCAAUAUUUUUAUUUCCGACUCAUCUCAAUUUGCCCUCAUUGACACACUUGACUUUAUCAUAUUUUCGAUUUGGUGCUGCCGAUGAUGGUUGUGCCGACCCCUUCUCCGCCUUUAACAAGUUGAAUACUUUGACCCUUAUAAGUUGCUUUGUUCUUAAUCCACAAGUUCUUAAUUGCGCUACAAGAAUGUAUCGAGAUGAUAAUAAUCAGCCAUUAAAACUCCGCAUAUCUUCGCCAAAUCUUUGUAACUUUUCUUUUAUUGGUAAUACAAGUCAAAAACUAUGUCUCACCCAUCUUUCUUCUCUUAAACACCUAUUCAUUGAUGCUGAACAAAUUGGCUUUCGAAACUCUGCCGCCGUCGUUCAAGAUGAUGCUGCAGUCCUACUCAGCUCGUUGCAAGACCUUCCUAAUAUCAGAUCAUUGACGGUCUCUUCUAAUACUCUGCAGGUUCUAUCUCUUGUUUCCUAUUUAUUCGAGGUUAAAUUUACUUCCUUCUGUAACUUGGAGUCACUGGAAGUACAAAUGAAACCGAUUUCAGGUCAAUUGUACACUAUUUUAUGUUUUGGCAAGUUCAUGAUACCAGGCGGCAUUCAGCUGUAUCAAGCUACAAUCAUACCUGAUGGAGUAAUUGACUGUUUGAUUCAAAACUCGCCUUCAGCAAAUGUUAGCGUCAUACCAUAUAAGAUCCAAGAUCCAAGAGAAGCACAAACUAGAGGUCGGAGGAAAUUCUUUGGUAAAAAGCAUACAAAAGCUAAACAAAUUUGAUAUGCUAAACUUCUGUCAGGACACCAAAAUCAAUGGAGGCGAACCGUCAGAAAUCUUUUUUGAGAUUUAUCUACUUUCUUGCCUUCUAAUUUAUCAUUAUAUUUUCUAUUUUACUGCAAGUAUUGUAUUCAAAUUGUGAUUUUUUAUUUUAUUUUCUAGAUAACAUGUUUAUUUAUUUUACUCUCUUCAUUCUAAUGUAUUAUAUUUUCUAUUUUA
Molecule: messenger RNA, 1449 nt
Organism: Vicia villosa (hairy vetch)
Lineage: Eukaryota; Viridiplantae; Streptophyta; Magnoliopsida; Fabales; Fabaceae
Product: F-box/LRR-repeat protein At3g03030-like
Exons: 3
Coding region: 1-1233 (410 amino acids)
Molecular function (GO): protein binding
Source: RefSeq, a predicted model, not a curated record